AUGGAUCAGGAGCCGUCGGAGGAUUCGUAUGCAUGGGAAACAAUGUCUGAAAGCUUGAAACUUGCGGCUGUCUGCUGUGCAGCCUUGCAAACCCUUGAUCCCGAUCUGUAUUCUCGAUUGAAGCUCCUUCUCAGCGAGGAGUCACCUAUCUCGGAUAGCCUCGUACAAGAAUCGGCCUUGAAGGCUACCACGGUCAUAGUACAGAAUUUCCCGGAAAUCGCUGCGUUGAUGGCACAUCACCUGCGGCGCUUCGUUACGGCACCCCUCCCCAUCUUCGAAGUCGAAUUUGCGUCCGAGACCCGGACACCACCUCCCCUCGCCGCAGCUGCCAAGUGCCUAGCUCUCUGCAUCACGUUGUCUCCCGGUGAUGAUUCCGUCCUAUCGAACAUGUACUCCCUCCUCAACUACAUCGCUGCCACAAGCAAAGAAGUAUUCGACACCUCGAACUCUCUACAUGCAGCUGGAAUAUCUCAAUACGUGUCCACGUCGGAUCACUCCACGUUACACUCGGUAGAAACAGGCCUGCGGGGUUUGUCAGAGGACGAGAAACGGUUGAUCGGGAUCAGUACGAUAUCCGUCGUGACCAAAUUGGCGCUGGAGUUCGACAUGGACGAGGUAACGAGGUUGACGGUAUCGAUGCUGCUUCAGCGGCUACGCUCGGCAGAGCCCUCGGUAGAGGCAGCUAUCGCAUACAAUCUUGUUGAUCUGGCACUGGCAGCACCGGAAAACUCCUUCGUGGAUAUCGUCCGGUCCUUUUCUGCGAUUAAUAGGUCCGCAAAUCCGGAUGAUCCGCGGUUCUCGAAUAACAUGGUGCUUGCGGCGCAGACGAGACUGGCUCACGAGAUGCACCGACGCCCAGAUUUCUCGGAGGUGUAUCUCGUGGAACUCCUGACCCUGUUCAGCGACAAGGGUGUGGCAAUACAGAAUGUCGCAGCGGCUAAUCAGCACGUUAAGGCGCGUUCGUAUACUGAGGACAUGAUCGAGCAACUGGCCUCUCUUCUUCUGCCAAUCGAGGCUCUGCUCAGCCAUGAUGACUUCAACCCUCAUCUUGACGCUGCACCUGCCCUCGUUUCGUUGUUCCGGAACAUGUGGUUCCUCUGCAUCCUAUUCAGGUUCACAUCGCCGGACGAGAUGGAACAUCUCGCGAUGGAAUGGCUCAAACCUGCGUUGGUCCGGAUCGCAGAGAAGACGCCACCUAUAGUAUUGGAAAAUGCUCGAGAUUCAUUGGCAGGAGAUAUCGAGUACAACGCUGUCAUCCGGCAGGAGUACGCGAAUACAGCGAUCGCACAGCACAAGCAGCUGUUGACGAGCUAUAUCACGCUCAGGUCAAGCGAGAUUCGAUAUCUCGUUCCAGGGCACAUCAUACUCCUACUCACCAUGCAUGAUAUGGAAAGUAUGCGCUCGGCUUCUGGACUGCCUUCUUCGUUGGUUUCGUACUUCACCAACAGCAGCAUCAAUAAGCAUCAGGGUCUCAGUGCUUGCAUGGAUGCUAUCGCCGAAAAGGUCAUCAGGGGAUGUGUCACCGACUUGAAUACACAAGCCGCUGAACAGGCUCUUCCUGAAGCACUUUCUCGGGAAUUACGUACCCUCCUGGUCUCGAGCGCACAUCGAAUUGAGAAAGCUCGCGACGUCGCUCUGAAGUUCUUGAACCGCCUGAUCACCUCGUUCCCGUCUUUGAUGUGUGACCCACCCUUGGUGUUUGCAAUCCUUGAGGUCCUCACGCUUCUUCGACAAGCCUGCGAGAACGAGUACAUCGACGAGUUCAACCCUAUUUACGAGUUCUCUUCACCGCACACGGGAAUCGCGCUCCAACUACCAGACAAUUACGCAGUGCGGAGGGACAUGCUUAUUCAGCUGCAACGUAACGCGACGAACUGGUUUGAGCUGGCCUUAGGCCGUGCGCCUGUGGAGCUGCAAGCCACUUUGCAGAAAUAUCUGAUGGUCAACCAAUCGACUUCCUUCUCGGAUGCGGCGGACCUCGGUGCCACGAUUGCACAGAAAUUUAGCAAAGCCAUCGGUCCAGCAGAGCGGCAACUAUCGUCCAUGUCUGGAAUGUCUGGUCUAAAGGCCGAUCGAGCGAAACUGCUUUCGAGCGAAACUGCGUUCAAAGCGUACUUCGCCGGAGAAGCUUCCGGUUCCCGACUCGCAAAUUUAGGUAUGGAUGGAUGUGCGCUGAACCAAUGUUUGGCAUUUAUUGUGUUUGUAGGCUAUAAGCAGAUGGAGAAAAUCGCCCAUGAGCCUGCUGCUGCUGAGGACGCUCAAGCCUUGAAGGGAUCCGCAAAAAGGAUUUUGCAGGACAUCAAGGCUAAGAACAGUCACUUGACUAUCCGCGAACUCAAGCGUAUCCUCUUCCGUUGCGCUGCCAUGGUGAUCUCGUUGGAGCACUGCGACCAUGACUUGGUUCACUACAUAGUGGCCAUUCCGUUCGAGGUGUUCACGCCCUCCUCGAUCUCCUCCGGAAUCGAAGCUUGGACCUGGGCGAUAGCGGAAAAACCCGACUUCGAAGUUGCGCUCAUGACCGAAAUCACAGCUGCAUGGUCGCAAACUGUCGUGCAAGAGCGUGGACUCUUUUCAUCGGCAAUUAAUGCGGUUGAUCCGUUAUCUCGGAACAUUGACUAUAGUCCAACGGACAGAGAAGGCAUCGAACGUUCUGCGGCAACCGCCCGUCGCCUCUUGACGCCACAUAAUCUUGUCAUCCAGAUGCUACUCAGCCGCCUGCAAGCCGCGCGAUAUCGCAAGCCUGGUUUGAUGUUGCUUAUUCAGCGCCUUGUUUUACGCUCUGCCAGAGCUCAUCCCAGCCUAAGCACGCAUCCUUUGGCGCGGGAGCCUCGGUUUUCAUUCUUGUUGUUCGGGUUCGAGACUCUGCGCAGCUCACAUUUGGAUACGUACUGCGAGCAUUCAUUGCGUGAAGCGAUAUACUCAGCCGCCUUUUCAUGGUUUGCUGUGAGACCUCAAUGGUCGUUCGGAUCAAACAGAGUUCAGCUGGACGUGGACGUCAAGGUUCUUUCGGAGUUUCUCUCCUACUUGCAGACAGACACCAUUCGCGGCACCUUCCAAACGACUAGUUUGUCGAACAAUUCGCCGACGGGCCGCAUAUCUCAGUACCUGACACGGCUGAAGAGUUCUAACCAGCUACUCCGUCUACUGGUGGAGGACGAUCUCUACAGACUCACAGUAUGGUCCAAUCCUACCCACGAUCUGAAGCGGGGUGGCGAUCAUCUAGGCACAACUGAUCGCACGAUGACCGACACAAGCUGGGUGGCUGCAGUGCGUACUGCCUGGCAGCUGGAUCCUUCCGUCGCAGUGCACCUCGCGGAUCGCUUCAGCCGCCAAUCCGUUCAACAAGAAGUUGGGCGGUUGGUUCGGUCGAACACACGGGAAGUGCUUGAUUCGCCUGAAGCUACUCGCUUCCUACUGGUUGACAGGAUCAGUCCCAAGAACAAGCGAGAUUUGAAGCAUCUCCUCCUAUGGGUCCCCGUUCCGCCUGUUGUUGCCAUCGAGUGUUUCCAGGAUCACAAUAGGACCGAUCCGCUCGUCUUGCAAUUUGCGCACAGAGUGCUAGAACAGCAUCCAGUGGAGCUCACCUUCUUUUUCGUCCCGCAAAUCGUCCAAGCAUUGCGGUACGAUGAACUCGGCUACGUAUCUCGUUUCAUCUUCGAGACUGCGAAGGUGUCGCAGCUUUUUUGCCAUCAAAUCGUGUGGAACAUGAAGGCAAACUGCUACAAAGACGACUUGGGCGAAAUCGAGGACCCAUUGAAACCCACGCUCGAUCGCAUGACUGAUAUGGUGGUCUCGUCGUUGUCAGGCGAGGCCAAACUAUUCUAUCAACGGGAAUUCAGUUUCUUUGGCGAAGUGACCGCCAUAUCGGGGAAAUUGAAGCCAUUCAUUAAGAAGACGAAACCGGAAAAGAAGGCCAAGAUAGACGAGGAAAUGGCAAAGAUACAGGUGGAAGUCGGGGUGUAUCUUCCCAGUAACCCAGAUGGCAAGGUAAUCGACAUCGACCGCAAGUCAGGACGCCCACUACAGAGCCACGCGAAGGCGCCCUUCAUGGCCACCUUCAAAGUACGCAAGGAUAGGACCGAGAUUGUCAAGGAUCCGGAGUCAGAAAUGGAUGAGCAACGGGAAAGCAGGGUUGAAUACGAUGUCUGGCUUCAAGCAAUCUUCAAGGUCGGGGAUGACUGCCGUCAAGACGUGCUUGCUCUCCAGAUCAUUGCAAUGUUCAAGAACAUCUACAGUGGCAUUGGCCUGGCAUUGUACCUCUUUCCUUAUCGUGUUACUGCCACUGCACCAGGUUGUGGAGUCAUCGACGUAGUUCCCAAUGCCACAUCCCGAGAUGAGAUGGGUCGUGCCAAAGUCAAUGAUCUCCUUGGUUUCUUCAUCGCGCGAUACGGCGGCGAAGACACGAUAGCCUUCCAGAAAGCGCGGCUGAACUUCAUACAAUCUAUGGCAGCAUAUUCCGUGGCCUGCUACAUCUUGCAGAUCAAGGAUAGGCAUAACGGCAACAUUAUGAUCGACGGCGAGGGGCACAUCGUCCACAUUGACUUUGGCUUCCUCUUUGACAUAGGACCCGGGGGAGUGAAAUUUGAGCCCAGUUCCUUUAAGCUUACCCACGAGAUGAUUGUUCUCAUGGGUGGAAGAUAUUCACAAGGAUAUCAGGUUUUCCAGCAACUCACGGUCAAAGCAUUCCUUGCCUUGCGUCCAUAUACAGAUCAACUCGUCAGCACCGUGCAACUGAUGCUCGAUACUGGGCUUCCAUCCUUCAAGGGAGAGCCGACAAUCAAGCGCCUUCGUGAUCGGUUUGCACCUGGUUUGAACGAGAGACAGGCUGCUGAGUGGAUGAUGGGCGUUGUGCGCAAUGCACAGGAGAAUGUGCGAAGCACUGUAUAUGAUGAAUUCCAACGGGUACGUCUUCUGCCCCACAAUCAACAGCCUUCAUGCUGA
Messenger RNA from Punctularia strigosozonata HHB-11173 SS5, 4941 nucleotides. RefSeq lists its product as uncharacterized. The coding region runs from base 1 to 4941 and encodes 1646 amino acids. NCBI's taxonomy places the organism in Eukaryota, Fungi, Basidiomycota, Agaricomycetes, Corticiales, Punctulariaceae. The transcript has 24 exons. The record is from RefSeq and is a predicted model, not a curated record. Gene Ontology annotation, molecular function: 1-phosphatidylinositol 4-kinase activity. Gene Ontology annotation, cellular component: plasma membrane; cytoplasm. Gene Ontology annotation, biological process: phosphatidylinositol-mediated signaling; phosphatidylinositol phosphate biosynthetic process.